Messenger RNA from Paramecium tetraurelia, 1128 nucleotides. RefSeq lists its product as uncharacterized. Lineage: Eukaryota; Ciliophora; Oligohymenophorea; Peniculida; Parameciidae. Gene Ontology annotation, molecular function: protein binding. The transcript is spliced from 5 exons. The record is from RefSeq and is a predicted model, not a curated record. Gene Ontology annotation, cellular component: cytosol.
AUGGGAUCUAACUGUUCACAUUGUGGAUAAUGCUAAAAAGACAAUAAAGAUCUAUUAUAUGAAGUUAAUAUUACAAAAAAAACAGAAAGUAAUAAAAAUGGAAUGUCAAUUCUGUCCUAACCAUCUCAAGCCUCUAAUCAUACCGUUAAAACUCAAUCAAAGAUGAAUCAGGUUAAGGAUAACAAGGAAUAAAUGAAGCAAAAGCAAUUAGAGGUUUUGCGAUCCUAGAAAGCAAUCAUAAUUUAAAAAUAAUGGAGAGGACAUAAAGCAAGAUUAACUUACAAAAAUUUGAACCAAGGGAGGAAAGAGGUUGCAAAAUCUGAUGAUCAAGCUACUAGUUAAAGCAAAUUGAAGAGAAAUACGUUCAAAUAUUUCAAUUCAGAAGAAUAUGCAGAUGUGAAUCCAAACAAUACUUUUAGAGAAAAAAGACCUAAAUAUUAAUUUAAGAGUGGCACUUCCUAUGAAGGAGAAUGGAUAGGCGAUAAACGCGAUGGAUAAGGAACUCAAAUUUGGCCGGAUGGAGCAAGAUAUGAAGGACAAUGGUCAAAUAAUAAGGCCUGUGGGAAAGGAACGUUUUAUCAUAUUGAUGGAGACUCGUAUUCAGGAUAAUGGGAGAAUGAUAAGGCUAAUGGCUAUGGGGUCUAUAGAUAAGCAAAUGGAGCCGUCUAUGAAGGUUAUUGGUAAAAUGAUUUUUAGCAUGGGAAAGGCCAUGAAGAAUGGAUUGAUAAUUCCAGUUAUAAAGGAGAGUAUUUUCAAGGAAAGAAACAAGGUUAGGGCUUGUACAUUUGGCCAGAUGGAAGUCUUUUUGAAGGAACUUGGUUUGAUAAUAAAAUAAAUGGAUAUGGAGAGUAUAGUUGGGCUGAUGGAAGAAAGUACUAAGGGAAUUGGAGAUAUAACAAAAUGCACGGCUAUGGAGUCUAUUAAUGGGCUGAUGGACGAGCAUAUCAUGGUGAAUACUAGGAUGAUAAAAAGCAUGGGAAGGGUAAAUAUUUUUGGCCAGAUGGGAGGGUAUUUGAGGGUGAAUGGAAUUAAGGUAAAUAACAUGGAAGGGGCAAAUAUGUAUUGGCAGAUGGAUAAAUAAGAUUUGGUUUAUGGGAAGAUGGAAAAAGAAUCAGAUGGGAGCAAUGA